AAAUCAGACAGGUGAAACAAUACCAUUGGACCUUCUUUGAAGAUGGAGGCAAACCAUGCUUGCCAUGGUUUGGCUCAUCCACAUGGUUAAUAUUAAUAACAUCCACAGGAAAAAGUGGGAAUUAGAAGGCUUUAGAGAGAGGCGAAGGUAAAGAUAUAUAUAGCUAGAGAAGGGUGGUAUAUUUUGAUGAUGGCUGAUGCAUUUGAUGAAGAGUGUGAUUAUCUGUUCAAGACUGUGUUGAUUGGUGACUCUGGAGUUGGGAAAUCAAAUCUGCUGUCAAGGUUUGCAAAAGAUGAAUUCCGGUUGGAUUCGAAGCCCACUAUUGGAGUUGAAUUUGCUUACAGUAAUAUCAAGGUCAGAGACAAACUCAUCAAAGCUCAGAUAUGGGAUACUGCCGGCCAAGAGAGGUUCAGAGCAAUCACAAGCUCGUAUUACAGAGGAGCCUUGGGGGCAAUGGUGGUGUAUGACAUAACGAGGCGAUCAAGCUAUGAGAAUGUAAGAAACUGGUUAUUGGAGCUGAGAGAGUUUGGUGGGGAAGACAUGGUGGUUAUUCUGGUGGGAAACAAAAGUGAUCUGGGUCAAUCAAGAGAAGUUGAGAAGGAAGAAGGUAAAGGGUUUGCAGAGACAGAAGGGUUGUGUUUCAUGGAAACCUCUGCUCUGAAGAAUCUGAACGUUGAGGAAGUGUUCUUAGAAAUGAUUACAAAGAUACUUGACAUCACAUGCCAGAGAAGUUUGGAAGCCAAAGUUGACGAGAAACCGAUUAAUGUUUUCAGUGGGAAGGAGAUUCAUCUAGUGGAUGAAGUCACUGCAACUAAACAAGCCACUUGCUGUUCAACAUAAAAUUUUGAAAGAAUCUGAGUGUUUGAU
Messenger RNA from Lotus japonicus, 867 nucleotides. Its product is annotated as ras-related protein RABA6b-like. The record is from RefSeq and is a predicted model, not a curated record. The transcript has 3 exons. Gene Ontology annotation, cellular component: endosome. Gene Ontology annotation, molecular function: GTPase activity; GTP binding. Bases 187 to 840 code for a protein of 217 amino acids. Lineage: Eukaryota; Viridiplantae; Streptophyta; Magnoliopsida; Fabales; Fabaceae.